This is a messenger RNA of Spea bombifrons (plains spadefoot toad), 3023 nucleotides long. It is a transcript of the gene SLC32A1, whose product is annotated as solute carrier family 32 member 1. The transcript is spliced from 3 exons. Lineage: Eukaryota; Metazoa; Chordata; Amphibia; Anura; Pelobatidae. The coding region runs from base 568 to 2124 and encodes 518 amino acids. The record is from RefSeq and is a predicted model, not a curated record. Gene Ontology annotation, cellular component: vacuolar membrane. Gene Ontology annotation, molecular function: amino acid transmembrane transporter activity. Gene Ontology annotation, biological process: amino acid transmembrane transport.
GUAAUUGUGAUAAUAAUUGUGAUAGCGGAGAAAGCUGUUCCCGGUGUGGGAGGGAGGCGGCGGGUGUGAGGCAGGGGGAGGCGCUGCUCCCGUCCCCGUGCUGCACCUGCCCCGUGCCGGUAUAUAUGCGCCGAGGCAGCCGGCCAGCAGCAGGCAGAGGGAGCGCUCGGUCAGGAGCAUGGGGUCCCCGGGCACGCUGGGCAGGAGACUGCUACUGAGCGCAAGCACAGCCAAGGAAGCAGAUAGGAUCCUCUGCAUUGGACAGCUGUGUCAUUAAGACAAGGGCAUACUCUGGAUUGAGCAAGGACACCAUACUGACUUCUUCAACACGUUCCCUGCAGCUCCCGUUUUGCUUUCUGCAAGAUAAGGGGGUAUUUCCUCCCACUAUGGUGGUACCCAGAGGGCUCUAAUUACUUGCUGGAGAAGGUGUCAUGCUCAGAAGGGCUGGGGGGUGGAGAAGAUCCAGUGUGAACAAGUGGAGGUAACAGUCUUCAUCCAGGAAGAGGCUGCAGACCAAGGAGGACUCCCAACUAUUUUUAGAAAUCGAAUUUUGAACGAAAAGCCACCAUGGCUACCAUGAUCAGGAGCAAACUGUCCAGUGCGGCCACCUCAGUAUCUAACAAGUCCCAGGCCAAGGUGAGUGGGAUGUUUGCCAGGAUGGGGUUUCAAGCAGCCACCGAUGAAGAAGCUGUUGGCUUUGCCCAUUGCGAUGACCUGGACAUGGAACACAGGCAAGGUUUGCAGAUGGACAUCUUGAAGACCGAGGUGCCUGCUGGAGAUGUCCCAGCUGAGGGAGACAUCCACUACCAAAGAGACGGCACAGGACCCCCUCCCUCUGAUUCUAAAGAUGAAGGACUGUGCUCUGAGCUUUCUUCUGUCGGAAAACCUAAAAUCACAGCUUGGGAAGCUGGCUGGAAUGUCACCAACGCCAUCCAGGGAAUGUUUGUUUUGGGUUUACCCUAUGCUAUUCUUCAUGGUGGAUACCUGGGACUGUUCCUUAUCAUUUUUGCUGCUGUGGUGUGUUGCUAUACGGGGAAGAUCCUCAUUGCCUGCCUCUAUGAAGAGAACGAGGACGGUGAGACGGUUAGGGUGAGAGACACGUACGUAGACAUUGCCAAUGCAUGCUGUGCACCGCGGUUUCCUAAACUUGGUGGAAGAAUUGUCAACGUUGCUCAGAUAAUCGAACUGGUCAUGACGUGCAUCCUGUAUGUAGUGGUGAGCGGAAACUUGAUGUACAACAGCUUCCCGACCUUACCAGUGUCCCAGAAGUCCUGGUCCAUCAUAGCCACUGCUGUGCUCCUUCCAUGUGCUUUCCUCAAGACCCUCAAAUCUGUGUCCAAAUUCAGCUUGCUCUGCACCUUGGCUCAUUUUGUUAUAAACGUCCUGGUAAUCGCCUACUGUCUGUCGAGAGCAAGGGACUGGGCUUGGGACAAAGUCAAGUUCUACAUAGAUGUAAAGAAGUUUCCUAUCUCUAUAGGCAUAAUUGUCUUCAGUUACACCUCCCAGAUCUUCUUGCCCUCUCUGGAAGGAAACAUGCAAACCCCAAAGGAAUUCCACUGCAUGAUGAAUUGGACUCACAUCGCAGCUUGCAUUCUGAAAGGACUCUUUGCUCUGGUGGCUUACCUAACGUGGGCCGACGAAACCAAGGAGGUCAUAACAGAUAACCUGCCAUCCACCAUCAGGGCAGUGGUCAACAUCUUCUUAGUGUCCAAGGCCUUACUCUCCUAUCCACUGCCCUUCUUUGCUGCUGUGGAGGUCCUGGAGAAGUCUCUCUUCCAAGAAGGAAGCAGGGCACUCUUCCCAAACUGCUAUGGGGGUGAUGGGAGAAUUAAGUCUUGGGGGCUCGCUCUCAGAUGCGCUUUGGUCAUAUUCACUUUGCUGAUGGCCAUCUAUGUGCCCCACUUCGCCCUGUUGAUGGGUCUCACCGGAAGCCUCACAGGAGCUGGUCUUUGCUUCCUCCUUCCAAGUCUCUUCCAUCUGAAGCUUAUGUGGAGGAAGCUUCUUUGGCAUCAUGUCUUCUUUGAUGUUGCCAUCUUUGUUAUUGGAUCCAUCUGUAGUGUCUCUGGAUUUGUGCAUUCUUUAGAGGGUCUCAUAGAAGCCUUUAAAUACAAUGUAGAAGAUUGAUUCCAAAAUGUCGGGGUGACGAUCGUCACGAGCAUCGCGACUAAUUAUGCAUCAUUUUCUACUGACAUUCUCAUCAUAGAUAUUCAUGCCAACCCUUCAUUUGCCAGUUGGAUUGACAAUACAGGGGUUUCCAAUGUGUUCUCAACCCUUCUUGCAGCUAAGGAGUUAACCCCAUGCACAUAUCAUCUGUUGCAAUCCAUUUUUUAUUCUGGAAAAAAAUAAAUAAUGGCAAAGAAGAAAAAUACAAAGCAGCUCAUAUCAGUAAAUAACUGUAUAUUAAUCGAAGGGAAAUAUUUUAUUUUUGUUAUAUUUAUUUAGAGAAUAAUUUCAAUAAAUUAGGGUGGAAAUAAAAUAUAUAGAGAAAUAUACUUGAAUGCAAAAGAAUAUGGAGGUUCGUAGAGAUAUUUAUGAUUUCAGGCUGGUCUGCAUGUAUAUUUAAAAAAUAAAUCAGCCAUUAUUACACCUAAUUAUUAAUCAUUAUUAGGAAACUGGCCGGGGGUAGGGGGCACCUUAAUGUUUGACCAAACAGAUGCAAUAACUACUUGGACAGUAAUUACAGGCUUUACGGCAAACUUAUUUUCAGAGCUGGUCUGUGUUUUCUCUGACCCAAUUUAACACAAAAAAAGAAAGAUUAACAAUUAACCUUUGAACUCCAGCAGUGACCCCCUUUUUAUUUUACUUUUCUGGUAGGGGGUUUCUCUAAGAGCGGCACACACAUGGGAUUUGUAUAGGGGCAGAAGUUCAUCAUGUGCAGUUUUUUUUUCCAAAGUGCAAGGUGUGUUACCUGUGGGUACGUGUGUGUGUGUGUGAUGUAACUGUGCUCACAGACAAAUGUAUAUCCUAAAAUUCUAUUGUGGUACCUUAAUAUAUCAGUUCAAUAAAGAGACAUAUUCCCGUGG